Mustela lutreola (European mink) is the source of this 285-nucleotide messenger RNA. Its product is annotated as large ribosomal subunit protein eL39-like. Gene Ontology annotation, molecular function: structural constituent of ribosome. NCBI's taxonomy places the organism in Eukaryota, Metazoa, Chordata, Mammalia, Carnivora, Mustelidae. The transcript has a single exon. The record is from RefSeq and is a predicted model, not a curated record. Gene Ontology annotation, cellular component: cytosolic large ribosomal subunit; ribosome. Gene Ontology annotation, biological process: translation. The coding region runs from base 1 to 219 and encodes 72 amino acids.
AUGUAUUUAAAGUUUUCUCUUUUUCCCCACCAUCCUGUUGUGUGCUGCUUCCUGUUUCUGACUGUGUCUUCUCACAAGACUUUCAGGACCAAGCGAUUCCUGGCCAAGAAACAAAAGCAGAAUCAUCCCAUUCCCCAGUGGAUUCGGAUGAAAACUGGUAAUAAAAUCAGGUACAGCUUCCAGAGGAGGCAUUGGAGGAGAACCAAGCUGGGUCUCUAAGGUGUCCCACAUCAUGAGAUGACACACCUAAUUGGCAUCACAUAUUUAAUUAAGCUCCUUGAAGAU